Molecule: messenger RNA, 1971 nt
Organism: Canariomyces notabilis
Lineage: Eukaryota; Fungi; Ascomycota; Sordariomycetes; Sordariales; Chaetomiaceae
Product: glycoside hydrolase family 51 protein
Exons: 5
Coding region: 1-1971 (656 amino acids)
Biological process (GO): L-arabinose metabolic process
Molecular function (GO): alpha-L-arabinofuranosidase activity
Source: RefSeq, a predicted model, not a curated record
AUGGUAUCCGUCAAAUCGGCGGUCGUGGCCGCCCUGGCCAUCUCGCCCCUUUCCGAGGCUGCCAACACCGUCAACGAGCUUGUCGUCAAGGCCACAGGCGGCAAUGUCUCGUCUCCCAUCAUGUAUGGCCUCAUGCACGAGGACAUCAACAAUUCGGGCGACGGCGGUAUCUACGCCGAGCUCAUCAGCAACCGCGCCUUUCAGGGGAGCCCCCGGUUCCCGAGCAACCUGGACGGCUGGUCCCCCGUAGGCGGUGCACAGCUUGCGCUCAAGAACCUGUCUCAACCGCUGUCCGCGGCACUGCCAACUUCCGUGCAGGUGUCUGGCGAGAAGGGGAUGAUCGGUCUCGCCAACUCCGGGUACUGGGGCAUUGACGUCAAGAAGCAGAAGUACACUGGGUCGUUCUAUGUUAAGGGGGAGUAUGAGGGGAAGUUUACUGUAUCUCUGCAAUCUGCGCUGGGAGAUAAGGAGGUGUUUGGCAAGGUUGAAGUCGAGUCGCAGAGCGUGGCCGGCGAGUGGACGCAGCACAACUUCACGCUCGUGCCGAGGAAGAAUGCCCCGAACAGCAACAACACUUUCGCCCUUACCUUCAAGGCCGAGAAAGCCAAGAAUCGCAGCCUCGACUUCAACCUGAUCUCCCUCUUCCCGCCAACCUUCAACAACCGCCCCAACGGUCUCCGCCCGGACCUUGUCGAGGCCUUUGCCGCGCUGAAACCCAAAUUCCUCCGCUUCCCCGGCGGCAACAUGCUCAUGGGCAACACCAUCGACAGCUACUGGAAAUGGCACCUGACCCUCGGGCCCUUAAAAGACCGCCCCGGGAUGGCCGGCACCUGGUCCUACCAACUGACCAACGGCAUGGGACUGAUCGAGUACAUGCAGUGGGCCGACGACCUCAAGCUCGAACCCAUCCUGGGCGUGUGGGCAGGCUUGUCUCUCGACGGGGCAUUCUACGACCCCAACCAGACAGCCGAGGCGGUGCAGUAUGCUCUGGACGAAAUCGAGUUCCUGACCGGGGAUGCAAAGAGGACGAAAUGGGGCGCUGUGCGGGCCGCGUUGGGGUAUCCCAAGCCGUGGAGGAUCAGGUAUGUGGAGAUUGGGAAUGAGGAUUGGCUUGCGGGUGCGCCGGCGUCGUAUGAGGCGUAUAAGAAUUAUCGGUUUCCGAUGUUCUACAAGGCGUUUCAGGAGAGGUAUCCGGAUAUUCAGAUCAUUGCGUCGCCGAGUGUGUUUGAUAACAUGACUAUUCCGGCGGGGGCAGCAGGGGAUUGGCAUCCGUAUCUGACGCCGGAUAAUAUGGUGGAUUCGUGGGACCGGUUGGAUCCGUUGACGAGGGAUAACUUGACUAUUGUUGGUGAGGCGGCCGUGACGCAUCCCAAUGGUGGUCUGGGAUGGAAUGGCCCACUGGGAUCCAACCCGUGGUGGAUUGGCUCCGUGGCCGAGGGCAUCUUCCUCCUUGGAGUGGAGCGGAACGGGGACAAGGUCAUUGGCGUCACCUACGCGCCGUUGCUGCGCAACCUCAACCGUUGGCAGUGGGGGAUGACUUUGGUUCAGCAUGCUGCGGAUACCAAGCUGACGACGCGGUCGACCAGCUGGUAUGUCUGGAAGCUGCUCGGCGAGAAACCGCUCAAAAACACGCUCCCCGUCACGAUCAACAAGGGCGGCAUCAACCCGCUUUACUGGGUUGCUGGUGAGAGUGAUAAGGGGACGUCGCUCUUCAAGGCUGCAGUGUACAACACGACAGAACCUGUGUCGGUCUCGGUCCGGUUCGAAGGACAGGAAAAGAAGGGGGCCAAGGCGACUUUGACCGUCUUGACAGGCCCCGAGGAUCCGUAUGGCUUCAAUGAUCCUUUCACCGGGGUCAACGUCGUCAAGGAGAUGAAGAAGACUUUGAAGGCUGAGGCGGGUGGUGUGUAUAAGUUCAGCCUGCCACGGUGGAGUGUUGCAGUUUUGGAGACGGAAAAGCGGCACAAAUAG